CGACGAAUGGGCCGCAUCGUCGGAACGUGGGCGAGCGAUCGCGACGUGCGCGGUGACGACACGUGCGUGAUGACGUCACUCCACCGGGGCGGUGAUCCUUAUAUAAGGAGGGGCGCGGAGGGGAGGCGCGGGAGGCCGCACACAAACCACGGAGAGAGGCGAACAUGGCGACGGGCCCCAGCAGCAGGCCGCAGCGCCCGCACCUCAAGGAGCGCAUCUUCGGGCUCAUGAUGGACGCGUUCCACGACGCCGUGGGGCCGCCCAAGCAGGCGGUGGACAAGCGGCUGGUGGAGAAGACGUGGAAGCUGAUGGACAAGGUGGUGCGCUACUGCCAGAACCCCAAGGUGCAGCUGAAGAACAGCCCACCGUACAUGCUGGACAUCUUGCCGGACACGUACCAGCACCUGCGACUUGUGCUCGCACGGCACGACGACCGCAUGGCCGCGCUGGGCGACAACGAGUUCUUCAGGGUGUUCAUCGACAACCUGCUGAGCAAGAGCAAGCAGGCCGUGAACCUCUUCAAGGAGGGCAAGGAGCGCAUGCACGACGAGCACUCGCACUGCAGGCGAAACCUCACCAAGCUAUCGCUCAUCUUCAGCCACAUGCUGACUGAGCUCAAGGCCGUCUUUCCCAACGGCAGCUACCAGGGAGACUCGUUCCGCAUCACUAAGGCGGAUGCAGCCGACUUCUGGCGGAGGGCCUUUGGAGACAGGACCAUCGUGUCGUGGAAGGCAUUCCGGCAGUGCCUGCACGAGGUGCACCCCAUCAGCUCGGGCCUCGAGGCCAUGGCCCUAAAAUCCACCAUCGACCUCACAUGCAACGACUACAUCUCCAUAUUCGAGUUCGACAUCUUCACUCGUCUUUUCCAGCCCUGGUCCUCGCUGUUGCGCAACUGGAACGUAUUGGCCGUCACGCACCCUGGCUACAUGGCCUUCCUCACAUACGACGAAGUCAAAGCACGGCUGCAGAAGUACAUCAGCAAGCCCGGCAGUUACAUAUUCCGGUUGAGCUGUACACGGCUUGGCCAGUGGGCAAUCGGCUACGUGACAGCUGAUGGAAACAUUCUCCAAACAAUUCCACACAAUAAACCGCUUUUCCAAGCCCUCAUUGACGGUUACCGCGAAGGCUUUUACUUGUUUCCGGAUGGCCGUAACCAAAACCCAGACCUGAGCGGCUUGUGCGAGCCUCUACCGCAAGACCAUAUCAAAGUCACCCAGGAGCAGUACGAGUUGUACUGUGAGAUGGGCUCCACAUUUCAGCUCUGCAAAAUCUGUGCAGAGAACGACAAGGAUGUGAAGAUAGAGCCGUGUGGCCACCUCAUGUGCACGUCCUGCCUCACCGCGUGGCAGGAGUCGGAUGGGCAGGGCUGCCCUUUCUGCCGGUGUGAGAUCAAGGGCACAGAGCCCAUUGUGGUUGACCCCUUUGACCCGCGGGAGUUCGGCCGCCGCUUGGCCGUUGAUCAGUUCGACUUCCGAGAUGAGUGCCGGCGGUCAGACAUGGACAUCCUCUCCCCGACCUUUGAACUGGAGGAUGACGACGAGAGGCUGGAGGAACCGCCAGUCUUCAUCAAUCGCUUGGCCUCCGUCAAGAAGGUGGAGCACCCCGACUCGCCCGUGUCAUCUCCGCCCUCAUCGCCCAAGAUGGGGCAGCGCAGGAAGCUGCCCCCGGACCCAAUGAUGGGGUUGCACCAUGCGGCGGCCCCCCUCCCCCCAGUGCCGCCCCGCCUCGACCUGGUCCAGAAGAUGGUGUCGCCCUCGUCGCCAAACCUCAGCCCCAACUCCUCUCCGAAGAUGAGCAGGAAACACGAGAAGCCACUGCCUCCUCCCCCUCACCUGCGCGAGAUGGGAUCUCACCGGGACCUGCCGCCACCGCCCCCAGAGAGACCGCACGGCUCGUCGUCGCGCAAGCCGCUGCCCGUCACCCCCGAGAGCCCCCCGCCGCGAGACUACCCCAUGCUGCCCAUCAACCUGCCCCGCCAAGCCGACCACUUCAUGAUGCCGCCCACCCGCCCGCUGCCCGUGCCGGGCACCGCAAUCGAUUCGGGAGCGCCGGCCGACGGUUGGAUGGGCCGCGACCUCUCCAGGAUGCUUCCCUUGCAGUUCGGGGCGGACUCCGGCCGCGACUUCUCCAGAGCCGCGUCCGGCCCAAGCGCUUCCGAAUCGAACCACAGGCACCUGGCCCUCGCGGCCAGCCCGAUGGACGCGGCCGGUCAGAACGCCGCGACCGUGAGCCAUGUCGACAGUCACGCCGGUUGGGACUUCCAGAGGCACGCGUUGUCGUCCGAAGGUGGUGGCGGAGUGACCAUGAUGCAGGGCGAUUCACGACAGACGCGGCCGGUGCCGGUCCCCGGCCUGUCGGAGCACGCCGCCGCCAUGAACAACCAGCACGUGCUGGCGAGCGGCGAGGCGAGGCAUGGCCUGGAGCUGCUGCGGCUGCCCACCGCUCACCAGCAUGGCUCUGACAGAUCGGGGUCCCGCAAACCUACUGAGAAAGCGAAGAAUGGAACGCCUAAUGGAAUGACCGAUGGAGACUCGCGACACAAUUCCUGGAGACCUCCCUCAUCUCCUAACCACAUUACGUCCGCUAAGAAACCUUUUCCACUGGAGAGACUGGACAGCUCUGACGACGAGGACGAUGGGCAGAUGCACGCUCACACAGAGAUGUCCGCUUCUGGAUACAUGACCAACAACGCUCCAGCCAGUCCACAACAGCAUAACAACAACAGCCUGGACACAGACUUGGAAAAUCAGACGUACGAUACUGCAUACAACAUACAAGCAGAGCUAAUGGCCUUAAACAUGCAACCGGAGCUCAACAUUGAAGAAGAUGAGUACGAUUUCCCAACCCAUUCUGUGCCAAUCAAGGCUCCCGUGGAUUCCCCUCAGCUGGAGCUCGACUCCCGGCUCUCCACAAACCAGGGAUCGGACGACGAGUACGAUGUGCUGCCGCACCCGGUGCCCGUUGUGCCGAUGCGCCGCAACGCCCACGAGGCUUCGCGUGGUCACCGCACCCUGGAGAAGGCGUCUUCGGAUGCCGGCACCAGAGGCCACAGAAAUGUUGAGCGAUGUCACUCGGACUACGAUAUGGUUUCUGGAAGAGAAGCAUCAGAUUUGGCCCAGGCUCCAGCCCGCCCACCCAAGCCUCUUCCGCGGAGGGCCAGCGCGGAGCGCAGCAUGUCCCAGAUCCUGUACGAGUCCCCAACGCAAGACGCUCGGCCCACCAGUCAGCACGGCUGGCUCGACUCGUCGCAGCAGCAAGAGUCGGCGGAGGAAGAACGUGAAACUUUAAUAUCCCUUUUGAUGAGGGAGGGGUACUCCUUUGAAGAUGUGCACCGUGCCCUUGUGAUUGCCCAGAACAAUUUGCAGCUCGCGCGCAGCAUCCUGCGGGAGUUUGUGGCUGCCCCUGUCCGGCUGUAGUCCCCCUAUAAGCGAUGCUAAGUGAGCAGAAAGGUGCAUCGCAAAGUGGCAUGCAAUUUGCCGAAGGAACGGCUACUAUUGCCUUGGCUGUAAUGGCACGACUUGGCCCAUUUGCAGUGCUUUGACGGUCACGUGACUUUUCCCCCUUCACCCCGCGGCCGACGGGAGGAAGAGCCGGCUCGUGGCUGCGCUGUGUGUCAUCGGAGCGGUGUCGAGUGAGAGCGGCGUUUAGUUUUGGCAUAGAGGGACCAAAUAAAAAGGUCCUGCCCCGAGCACCGAGACGGCAAGGAGAUGCGCCAGCUGUGCCACUGUGAGCCUCGCCUGCGUUGUAAGAUUGAGCUCAAACUCCCCGAGGUGGUAGUUACAUACCACCGGGCACAUGGGAGGAGACAGUAGCAUUGGGGGGGUCAGGGGGCCCAUGCCGAUCAAUCGAGCAUCGUCCGUGGUGGGUGGGGCGGUUCAUGUAGGCUCUUGAGUGGGCACAGCGCAAGGUUCGCCACCCCCCCCCUGCACAUUUAUCCGUAGCGGUUGUGAAGGCAUAGAGCAGUGGCCCCUUCCCUGCCUUCAUGCACCCAUAUCCUUGUGUAUCAACAAAUAUGCAAAAGGGGGCCCAUCUGCAAAAAAAAUCGACUUGCUGCUCAGUAUUUCAAUUUCAAAGAUAUCCAUAAUUCAGUAAAGCUUCGUCUAAUCAAAUGAAAUGCUUUGGAUUAAAUUCAACUGCAAAGUAUUUGCCAGGUAUGCUUUCUUAAACUUCGUUGACAGCAUAAUGUCAUGCAACUUUGUUACUUAAAUUGACCUUCGGUGGGACCGAGAGCCACAUCUUGACUUUUGCAAUGGGUCAUGCAAGCAAGCGGCGCGUUGAUCACACGCGCUUCUCCAUGUGACGCGACUUCCUCCGGGUCCUGCAUUGCGUUUUAUUUAUAAGACAAGACCCGUUUUUGUCUGAACCAAGGUUUCCUCGCAACGGUUUCUUGCAACUGCGGUGCCUCCCCUUGAGUGCCUUUGUAGGCUCCCCACUGCCGAGUCUGACGCCUCCUCCCUCGUGCGCGAUCGCUUUUUCCGUCUUGAGUACAGAGUCGCUUCCGUCGUCUUUUUAUUGCUACCCGCAAACGGCGGCAGACUCCCCCCUGCCCCCCACAAAUGUUCCAUUUUGAAAUACCGGCCCAUUCCUGGGGUUGGACAACGGCCUGGGGGGGGGGGGGUGGGGGAUGCAGUUUCUUAAAUCCCCAACUCGCCUGCCACCAGCCACCCAACAGUAUAAUAGAUUUGCGCAGCACCGUAAGUCUGUCAGCAGGGCGUGUGCCCGUGGGGUAAAGUAUGGGUGCUCUCCCAAAUACCCUCGAGAGGGGAGCUCCCUCUAAUGGAGGCCUUUCUGCCACCAGCAGUGGCGUGAGUGGGACGCUGCAAGGCUGCACCACCCAAGCUUUUGUAAAGCUUUUUUUUUUAUACCCAAAAUGUUUAUUUGGAGAACUUUUGCAUUCAAAGUUAUUGGUUGUAUGUACGAGGCUUCGCGGACCGCCAGGUUCUGGGCAGCUUGCACUAACGGAGACUGCAUCUGCAAAAUUGCUCCGUCUGCUAAGCCUUAUCACCAGGGUCUCACCGCUGGCCACAGCACCCCAGCACUUUGAUUUCCACAAAGAUAUGGGUGGGGUGGGGGGCUGGGGGGGGCCCUUGGUACAACCAUGUCCUUGUAACUUUGUGGGGAGAGUAAGAGUUAAUUCAUGCAACCUUUUGUAACUAACCUAAUGUGAAUUUAGAUUUGCCUGCUAUACAUUUUCACGUGAUAAGCCACUUCGUUGAGCUAUCAUUUGUGGCCAGGUCGCUUCUGAAAAACAGCUACAUAGCUCAGUGGGCCUUGCCUGGUAAAAUAACAAUAAAAAAAUUGUUUAUAAUACAAGCAGGUUUACUUUAAAAAUAACAAAACACCCCGAAAUUCAAAACCAGAGUGUUGGCAACCUACUGGUAGCAGUGCGAUUCUGUUGUUUAGCCACCAUCCCCUCCUUGAGAGCAGAGAACGCGUUGGAAGCGAGGCGUGGGUGGGCAUCAACAGCUGUGGCCACGAUGGUGUCUCGAUUGUUGAGAACGAUGAACCAGCUCCUCUCGAGUUCUUUUGGGGCUGUUAACCUCAGGCUGACACACGGAAUGCCAAUCAGUGCAACGUGGGUUUUAGGAGUACCCGCGUGUUUGUACCGGGACUAGUCACUUUAUUGCACAAUAACUGUUUAGUGGUGUCCGCUUUGUGUUGAGGUGCAUGAUGUGGAGACUACCAGCUGGUUCCUGCAGGCGGUUUUCUUGGGUGGAUAGAGCGGAGCCGGCGUGCGAGCAAGCGGAGCCGGCGUGCGAGCAAGCGGAGCCUGCUGCUGUCGGGGCUCGCGUACGCGGGGGCUGUGUGGGCGACGGGGACAGGUGGCACGGUGACGGCAGGAGGGGGAUUAUCUCUGAAAGGAGUUCUGCUCUGAAUCGUGUUUCUAUGGCACAAUGUAGACGAUGGUAGAAAGUACACGAAAGUCAGUUUUAAAAAAAUACCCUUUGAAAACCAAAUCAGGUUUUUAUGACGUAAAAUAUUUGCAUUAACUGGUCUUUUUAAAAGGUUUUUAGCUUUCCACGCAUUCAAGUGCAUUAAACAGUGGCAGGACUUUUGUCCGCUGGGCUGCAAACUGGCAGGAUAAUGAAAUCGGUGAUUUAAAUUGUUCAUUCUCGCUUGCACGAGUUUACUUAUUCCUUAUGCCCUAACUUUUUCCUUCCUCUUGGUUAACCGUGCUUUAGUCUGCAUCACCACUCCUUAAUGUGAAUAUAUAAGGGAACAAAUCUUAUUUCCUAUCUCAACCGAUGUCAGAGAUGACUGGUGUAAUCUUAAUCACGUUCGCAGGGAAGUGUUAAUUUCCGACAACACUCGUGCUCUCGUCGGCUUUUAAGUGUUUUUUUCACGACUGCUAUACAUCGAUGUUUGGUCUGGCGUCACCUUCCGAUGAUGUUAAUGCCUUUUUUAUAUUGCAAAAAAAAACCCAGUUAAAAAAACACAG
Lethenteron reissneri (Far Eastern brook lamprey) is the source of this 6439-nucleotide messenger RNA. Its product is annotated as E3 ubiquitin-protein ligase CBL-B-B-like. Gene Ontology annotation, cellular component: plasma membrane; membrane raft. Gene Ontology annotation, biological process: negative regulation of epidermal growth factor-activated receptor activity; cell surface receptor signaling pathway. Lineage: Eukaryota; Metazoa; Chordata; Hyperoartia; Petromyzontiformes; Petromyzontidae. Gene Ontology annotation, molecular function: SH3 domain binding; ubiquitin protein ligase activity; calcium ion binding. The record is from RefSeq and is a predicted model, not a curated record.